This is a messenger RNA of Schistocerca americana (American grasshopper), 1980 nucleotides long. RefSeq lists its product as uncharacterized. NCBI's taxonomy places the organism in Eukaryota, Metazoa, Arthropoda, Insecta, Orthoptera, Acrididae. The transcript is spliced from 2 exons. The record is from RefSeq and is a predicted model, not a curated record. The coding region runs from base 1 to 1980 and encodes 659 amino acids.
AUGGCCGACCGCACUGCCUCGCUGCCUCGCCGCGUGUGCCUGGCCGACCGCACUGCCUCGCUGCCUCGCCGCGUGUGCCUGGCCGACCGCACUGCCUCGCUGCCUCGCCGCGUGGGCCUGGCCGACCGCACUGCCUCGCCGCCUCGCCGCGUGGGCCCGGCCGACCGCACUGCCUCGCCGCCUCGCCGCGUGGGCCCGGCCGACCGCACUGCCUCGCUGAAUCGCCGCGUGUGCCUGGCCAACCGCACUGCCUCGCCGCGUGUGCCUGGCCGACCGCACUGCCUCGCUGCCUCGCCGCGUGGGCCUGGCCGACCGCACUGCCUCGCCGCCUCGCCGCGUGGGCCCGGCCGACCGCACUGCCUCGCCGCCUCGCCGCGUGGGCCCGGCCGACCGCACUGCCUCGCCGCCUCGCCGCGUGGGCCCGGCCGACCGCACUGCCUCGCCGCCUCGCCGCGUGGGCCCGGCCGAACGCACUGCCUCGCCGCCUCGCCGCGUGGGCCCGGCCGACCGCACUGCCUCGCCGCCUCGCCGCGUGGGCCCGGCCGACCGCACUGCCUCGCUGCCUCGCCGCGUGGGCCUGGCCGACCGCACUGCCUCGCCGCCUCGCCGCGUGGGCCUGGCCGACCGCACUGCCUCGCCGCCUCGCCGCGUGGGCCUGGCCGACCGCACUGCCUCGCCGCCUCGCCGCGUGGGCCUGGCCGACCGCACUGCCUCGCCGCCACGCCGCGUGGGCCUGGCCGACCGCACUGCCUCGCCGCCUCGACGAGUGGGCGUGGCCGACCGCACUGCCUCGCCGCCUCGCCGCGUGAGCCUGGCCGACCGCACUGCCUCGCCGCCUCGCCGCGUGGGCCUGGCCGACCGCACUGCCUCGCCGCCUCGCCGCGUGGGCCUGGCCGACCGCUCUGCCUCGCCGCGUGGGCCUGGCCGACCGCACUGCCUCGCCGCCUCGCCGCGUGGGCCUGGCCGACCGCACUGCCUCGCCGCCUCGCCGCGUGGGCCUGGCCGACCGCACUGCCUCGCCGCCUCGCCGCGUGGGCCUGGCCGACCGCACUGCCUCGCCGCAUGACCGCGUGGGCCUGGCCGACCGCACUGCCUCGCCGCCUCGCCGCGUGGGCCUGGCCGACCGCACUGCCUCGCCACCUCGCCGCGUGGACCUGGCCGACCGCACUGCCUCGCCGCCUCGCCGCGGCCGAGCGCACUGCCUCGCCGCCUCGCCGCGUGGGCCUGGCCGACCGCACUGCCUCGCCGCCUCGCCGCGUGGCCGACCGCACUGCCUCGCCGCCUCGCCGCGUGGGCCCGGCCGACCGCACUGCCUCGCCGCCUCGCCGCGUGGGCCCGGCCGACCGCACUGCCUCGCCGCCUCGCCGCGUGGGCCCGGCCGACCGCACUGCCUCGCCGCCUCGCCGCGUGGGCCCGGCCGACCGCACUGCCUCGCCGCCUCGCCGCGUGGGCCUGGCCGACCGCACUGCCUCGCCGCCUCGCCGCGUGGGCCUGGCCGACCGCACUGCCUCGCCGCCUCGCCGCGUGGGCCUGGCCGACCGCACUGCCUCGCCGCCUCGCCGCGUGGGCCUGGCCGACCGCACUGCCUCGCCGCCUCGCCGCGUGGGCCUGGCCGACCGCACUGCCUCGCCGCCACGCCGCGUGGGCCUGGCCGACCGCACUGCCUCGCCGCCUCGACGAGUGGGCGUGGCCGACCGCACUGCCUCGCCGCCUCGCCGCGUGGGCCUGGCCGACCGCACUGCCUCGCCGCCUCGCCGCGUGGGCCUGGCCGACCGCACUGCCUCGCCGCCUCGCCGCGUGGGCCUGGCCGACCGCUCUGCCUCGCCGCGUGGGCCUGGCCGACCGCACUGCCUCGCCGCCUCGCCGCGUGGGCCUGGCCGACCGCACUGCCUCGCCGCCUCGCCGCGUGGGCCUGGCCGACCGCACUGCCUCGCCGCCUCGCCGCGUGGGCCUGGCCGACCGCACUGCCUCGCCGCAUGA